UGAUGCCCAUGAUGGGCUCUGUGCUUUGUGCCUGCAGUGCCACUGUCCUCUGUGUGCCCACAGGUCCCUGGCCCUGGGCCAGCAGUACACGUCCCUGGGCUCUCAGCCUCUGCUCUGUGGCUCCAUCCCAGGCCUGGUCCCCAAGCAACUGCGCUUCUGUCGCAAUUACAUCGAAAUCAUGCCCAGCGUGGCCGAGGGCGUGAAGCUGGGCAUCCAGGAGUGCCAGCACCAGUUUCGGGGCCGCCGCUGGAACUGCACCACCAUAGACGACAGCCUGGCCAUCUUUGGGCCCGUCCUUGACAAAGCGACCCGCGAGUCGGCCUUCGUGCACGCGAUCGCCUCGGCCGGCGUGGCCUUCGCCGUGACGCGCUCCUGCGCCGAGGGCACCUCCACCAUCUGCGGCUGCGACUCCCACCACAAGGGGCCGCCCGGCGAGGGCUGGAAGUGGGGCGGCUGUAGCGAGGACGCCGACUUCGGGGUGCUCGUGUCCCGGGAGUUCGCCGACGCCCGCGAGAACAGGCCCGACGCGCGCUCGGCCAUGAACAAGCACAACAACGAGGCGGGCCGCACGACCAUCCUGGACCACAUGCACCUCAAGUGCAAGUGCCACGGGCUGUCGGGCAGCUGCGAGGUGAAGACCUGCUGGUGGGCCCAGCCCGACUUCCGCGCCAUCGGUGACUUCCUCAAAGACAAGUACGACAGCGCCUCGGAGAUGGUGGUGGAGAAGCACCGCGAGUCCCGCGGCUGGGUGGAGACCCUGCGCGCCAAGUACGCGCUCUUCAAGCCGCCCACCGAGAGGGACCUGGUCUACUACGAGAACUCCCCCAACUUUUGCGAGCCCAACCCCGAGACGGGCUCCUUUGGCACCAGGGACAGGACUUGCAAUGUCACCUCCCAUGGCAUCGAUGGCUGCGACUUGCUGUGCUGCGGCCGAGGCCACAACACGAGGACCGAGAAGCGGAAGGAGAAAUGCCACUGCAUCUUCCACUGGUGCUGCUACGUGAGCUGCCAGGAGUGCGUCCGCAUCUACGACGUGCACACCUGCAAGGCGCUGGGAACGGUGAAGUGUGUGGCUGGGCAGAUUCACUGAAGUCCUGUGGGGAGCAGGACCUAAGCUGGGCUCAGCCCUCGCAUCCGACAGCAAGGAAUCCGGACUGUUGCCAGAUGCACGUGUGGUAAAUUACCUGGACCCAACCCGCCUGCUGACCUGGAGGCCUCCCUCCCUCUCUCAUCUCAAGUUUCUCACCCUACUCCGGAUGGUGUGUGGUUUUUAAAGAAGGGGCUUUCUUUUUAGUUCUCUGGGGUCUGAUAGGAACAGACCCGAAGCUUAUCUUUGCACAUGUUAAAGAAAAUAAAAAUGGAAAAAAAUUUCUACUCCAACAGAACAGGCUGGGCUAAUGUGAGCUCUCUGCCUGGUGAUAGAGGUGUCAGCAGGGGCAAGGUGGUUCCCAGGCCGCUUCCUGCGGGCCGGUCCAGGAUGCCUGUGAGGUGGGAGUUACGGAGUAGGGCUGCAGUCUCCUUUCCUCUGUCUACUCCUGCGCAAAUCUGAUACACUGUCACGAGCCGAUAAAAGCCAUAGGUUUAGUGAGGAUCAAGUGGUAGGGAGGCCCAAGGCAGCUGUGAGGGGAGGGUUUUCAGUUUUGCAGAAACUGGUAAGCUGUUUGAAGAGCAGCGGUGUGUUCUCCGCCUCAUUUUCUCUGUAACCUUGUUCUGCACGAGGCUCUUGUGAACUGCAGUCAGGCCUCAGAAUCUUUUUCUACCAUCCUGCAGUUUCCACCAUUAAUGCAGUUCUUUUUGGUGCAGUGGACACUGUAAAUAGGUUGUGUAUGGGGUGGAGGUGGGGAGGACAAUCCUUCUCCAGCCUGUAUGGCUUCCUAAGGGAAGGAGGGGUAUCUUUGGGCGAGGCCACGGAAUCCCUCCAGCCCUGCUCACCUGCAGGUUCUCCAUCGGAUCAAUGCCAGGUGAGCAGGUGGACUUUAGGUCACGUUAGUGCAAGUUAGAGAAAGGGCCAGUGAGAGAGGAGCAAUCUUUUCCUGAAGGUCCAGUUUUGAGACUAGCAGGUGUGGAGAGUAAAAAGGACUCCUUCGUUUCCUCUCCAGUAAGGACAUGUCUUCCUGCACCCUGCUUUCUUGGCCUGAGUGAGUACACAGACAUGCAGAGUCCUUGAAGGCAGAGCUGCUGGCAUCACCUGCAUGCUGAUAAGCAUCAAGCCCUGCAGUCACCAAGGACAGGGUUAGGUGUUCAAAGGGCGGCAAGCAGUCACCGGUCCUUGGGAAAAGCGCCUCACAGCUGAGUUCUCCUUGGUCCACAGUGGCCCUCUAGUAUCCUAGAGGGAGCUGGCAACACAGAGGCAACCGGCUUUGACAUAGGGACCAAUCCAACAGCUUGUUCUUAAGGAGAAUCAGAAAGAGGUGCAGCAGGGGUAGCAUGCAGCACAGUUUUCUCUCCCUUUUCUCCCUUCUCUUUGGUCCACCCAACACUGGCCCAAGGUCUCGGGUCAAGCGACCUUCCCGCUUGCUCAGGCAGGCUUGCCCAGACGGCUGUCCUGGAGCCAGGCCUGCACUCUUGAAUUUGCUGGCAACAGGCCCUGCUCAAGAUACACAUCCCCUCCCCUCUGUAGAGUCUGAAAUGCCCCUCCUCAUCUCACCUUAGACUGAAAAGUUUUCAAUCAUGUCAACCGGAUAAUGCUUGCUUUAUGUGAGUUAUUUCAGCAGAAUGGAUACAAAUUUUCAAACCAGCCUUCUCAUAUCUAUGUAUUCUAUAUUAAAAGUGAUAAAGUCAUGUUUCUGGGGCGUAUUCAAGUAGCUGACAAGUAAUUAUUUAAUAGUACAUUGAGUGCAUUGUAAUUAUUCUUGCCGUAGUCAGGUAAUAGUACCCAACGGAAAUUUCCUACCAACCUGCUGUAUCCAAAGUUUUGUAAAAAGUUGUAGAAGUUGUUGAUCUUUUUGAUUUUAUAUUCAAAAAGUCUCUUUUUAUAAAUAUUAUUUAUUAUACAAUGUAUAUACCUUUGAGUUAACUAAGAUUAUAUAUUAUAUAAAUAUAUAUAUAUUUGGAGAAAAUAUAUUUCAUCAUGCAGUUUUUUUCUGUUAAGUCAUUAAAGAGAAGGUAAACAAACUUAAAA
This is a messenger RNA of Miniopterus natalensis, 3121 nucleotides long. Lineage: Eukaryota; Metazoa; Chordata; Mammalia; Chiroptera; Miniopteridae. The record is from RefSeq and is a predicted model, not a curated record.